AUGCACAAGGCGUAUACUAAGGCAGAAAAAAAAGAAGAGGAAGAAGAAGAAGAAGAUGCAAACUUCUUCCACUGCCGCGGAAAAGUCGAGUCACUUCUCUUCGAUUCCAUAUACUACAUGGACGACGAAGCUAGUUGCGCUCGAGGAGGACGAUUCAUCGAGUUCGUGGCAUUGAGCGGCUACAAAGCCGACCUCGAUCAAGCAGGCAAGCCCGUGUCGCGUUACACGACUCCGUUGCACGUCGCGGCCAAGUACGAGUACCACCAGCUGAUCGAUCAUCUGUUUCGAGUUUACGACGCCGCGGACGCGAAUCGGAGCGACGAGUCGGGCCUGACUCACUUCCACGUGGCCUGCCGGUUCGGCCGCAAAGACAUCGUCCGGAAGCAUCUGGAUCUCGGCCUGGACUCGAAUCUCCGGGUGAGAGAGACGGGCGACUCGCCGCAGCACCUGGCCCUGGCCAACCACGAGAACGAGACGGCCGCCUCACUGCUGAGGAACGGAGCGACGCGAAUCUGGCCAACGGCCUCGGACACACCGGUCGGUGCAGGUCGACGCCCGGGACACGUUGGGCAACACGCCGCUGCACCUGGCCUUGGAUCUGGGACACUGCUCGAGGACGACGGCGACUCGUUGCAACUACUGUUCGACGUCUGCGACGAAAAACGUCGGCCGGUGCGAGUCGACGCCUGGGACAAGAACGGCAACACGGCGCUGCACUUGGCACUGCUCCGCGAGAACAAGAACGUGGUCAGUGUGCUGCUGAGACGAGGCGCCGAUCCUUUCGUGGCCAACGAGGUGGUAGUGAUUCCGCUGCACUUCAUGUACCGCAGCCACGACUACGACGUCGAGGAGAUGUUUUAUAAGCUGGACAGCAGCAGCAGCAGCAGCAGCAACGACGAGUACGAGUCCGUCGGCUCGAAGAUUCGCGAGACCACCACACCAAGGACUCGACACGAGAUUGCUGUUGUGAGGAUAGAUUAG
This is a messenger RNA of Trichogramma pretiosum, 981 nucleotides long. RefSeq names its product tankyrase-2-like. Bases 1 to 981 code for a protein of 326 amino acids. Gene Ontology annotation, biological process: negative regulation of delayed rectifier potassium channel activity; neuronal action potential. Gene Ontology annotation, molecular function: transmembrane transporter binding. The transcript is spliced from 3 exons. The record is from RefSeq and is a predicted model, not a curated record. NCBI's taxonomy places the organism in Eukaryota, Metazoa, Arthropoda, Insecta, Hymenoptera, Trichogrammatidae. Gene Ontology annotation, cellular component: axon initial segment; membrane; synapse.